This is a messenger RNA of Actinia tenebrosa (Australian red waratah sea anemone), 637 nucleotides long. Its product is annotated as pancreatic secretory granule membrane major glycoprotein GP2. The record is from RefSeq and is a predicted model, not a curated record. Gene Ontology annotation, molecular function: calcium ion binding. Lineage: Eukaryota; Metazoa; Cnidaria; Anthozoa; Actiniaria; Actiniidae.
CCAAUGUUCUAUUUUCGUAUGUCAACGUUCUUGCAGAUUUUUCGUUACGAAUAGUUCACCAUGAAUUUUUGGACCAAAUUGUUUGUUGUUUGGAAGUUGGUCAUUCUUCAACUCUCUCGAAAACUUCAGGCUUCCAAAUGUCAAACUUCAAUCAGUGGAAUCGCACUUAUUGACUACACAUUUAUGGUCCUUUACGACAAGAAUAUCCAUACCUGCUACGUGGAAUGCAAGAGGUACAAAGCAUGCCAGAGCAUUAACUACUUCAGAGCUGGUGGCUUGUGUCAUUUAAAUAACAGAUCCAUAACAACAAAACCCGAGAGACGGGUGGUGAUGGCAGACUCUGUCUAUUUUGAACAUCCAGAGCCGACAGCCAUAGGUUCCCACAAGGAGUCUCCUGCUGAAUCUUGCAUGGAGAUCAAGAGAGUCGGAAGCAUUGUGAACAGCGGAUUUUAUUGGCUCAAACAUCCUCUGACCAAUAUAAUUUCUCAAAUAUACUGCAACAUGCUAACUGGAGAAGCUGAUGGUUGUUUCUCAUCGCCCUGUAAAAACCAAGGUACAUGUACGAACAAGAAACAUGGCGACUACAACUGCUCUUGUACCGUCGCAUUCACAGGGGCUAAGUGUGAAUUACCCAGAG